AUGGCAAACGUAGCAGAUUCACAGGAAAUAUUGCUCUUGAUGAAGAGCCCUAAAAGACACAGAGGAAAAACAAGUCUGUACGUGUGUCAUCGGGAGAUGGCCGAAACAGAGCACCAGUCGAUGAAAUUCGCUGCCACCGUCAGAGUAAUGAAUAUCCUCAUUGACCAACUCCAGAAUCGUCAAGUGUCUACAAUGAGAGACAUCUACUACAAAGAUGUGACUCUCUUUAAGGGCAGGCAGGCCCAUCUGAAUAACGUGUUGGAUGCAAUUGCCAACUCCUUAAAUGUCCUGCUACAAAGUGACCUAGGUGUAUAUCCGACACCCAAGGGCGUGAUCUGGAGUAAUAAUCCCAUAGAGAUAACUGUGGGGGAGCAAAAGAAAAUGUCUUUUGACCCUUGCAACGAACCCUUGUUGAUUUGCCACAGGGAAACUCUGGAAAACUUGUCGGUGGUUGGUGACGUCGACAUGGUGGUUGUGUUCGAAAAAGAAGCAAUUCUCAAGUCUUUCAUGUGUUUUGUGAAGAAAAUCGCAACAGGUGUUAAAUUGAUCUUGGCAACAGGGAAAGGGUUUCCCGAUAGAGCCACGCUAUCUUUCCUUGGCGGUUUGCAAGCUUGCUUACCAUCCACGCCAAUGGUGUAUUUUGUGGAUUCAGAUGUUUACGGAUUACAGAUAUUCUGGAGCUAUAUGCAAAUGAGCGAGCUACUUGCCCAAAACGCCAAACUAGGCGGCGCGUUUAUUUGCGAUGAUAGAACUGAAUGGUUAACGAUGGAUAAGCGCGAGUGGAUCAGAAGUGUCAAUUUUUUGCAAAGGAACGCCCGUACGGAAUGUUGUCCGUCUGUUUCAGUGCCUGUGGAACAGCACUUGCAAUUGAUGGGCAGAGAAUUACGAAGAAGUCUCCUACUCUUCAAAAAAGCAGAAAUCAACGUCAUUAAAGACGACGAAGCACUGUUUCAAAGUGUCAAUCAGUAUUUGUGGAGUAAAAUCACAUUGUACGUGCCCGGAACAGGUGAUUUAACGUGA
This is a messenger RNA of Clavispora lusitaniae ATCC 42720, 1020 nucleotides long. Lineage: Eukaryota; Fungi; Ascomycota; Pichiomycetes; Serinales; Metschnikowiaceae. The record is from RefSeq and is a predicted model, not a curated record.